Brassica napus (rape) is the source of this 1533-nucleotide messenger RNA. Its product is annotated as replication protein A 70 kDa DNA-binding subunit D-like. The record is from RefSeq and is a predicted model, not a curated record. The transcript is spliced from 10 exons. NCBI's taxonomy places the organism in Eukaryota, Viridiplantae, Streptophyta, Magnoliopsida, Brassicales, Brassicaceae. The coding region runs from base 1 to 1533 and encodes 510 amino acids.
AUGGCGAACAAUCCGCAGCUAAUUUUUUUGAACGAUAUUAAACCCCGCAAGACUGCAUAUCGCAUUCAAGUGAAGAUCAUUCAUACAUGGAGACAUUUCAUGAAAGACGUUGGAGAAUCUCUGGAACUAAUCCUAUGUGAUGCAAAUGGAACAAAAAUCCAUGCUUCAUGUAACAAGACUUACAUUUCUGAAGUUGGCAAACAUGUCCGUGUUGGAGUAUGGAGAAACAUUGAUCGUUUCAGUGUUAGUGCUGCUGGUGGAGCGUACAGAUCAACUGAUCAUAAGUAUCGAUUAGCUUUUAAUGGCAACACUAAAAUCACGGAAUCUACAUACCGAGAUGACAGUAUGUUCCUUAAUCUGGUUGAUUUCAAAUCCAUAGAGAGUGGUCUUCUUAAUCCCAACUUUCUUAUUGAUGUUAUUGGACAAGUUCAAGACUUGGGUGAUCUCGAAACCAUAGGGUGUAAUGGUGGAAAACAAAGACAGAAGUUGGAGUUUUCACUCGUGGACAUUUGUGGGCAAAGAUUAGCUUGCUGCCUGUGGGGUAAAUUUGCAGAGAAUCUUCACACAGCUAGCCAAGAAACCGAAGGCAUGGUAAUAUGUCUACUACGAUUUGCUAAGAUUGGGCAAUAUAGAGGUGAAUUUCAAAUCUCAAAUUCUUAUGACGCAAGUCAGAUGUUUGUUAAUCCUGAGAUACCAGAAGCAGAUGAGUUUAAACAAAGAGCUAUUGGGGAUUCUCAAGCUUUAACCCUAGCUGAAUCAGAAGAGAACAAGCUUGAGUUGCAAAUGAAGCGAGAUAAACGGAUGCAUUAUCCUCAAAGGAAUCUCCGAGAGCUUUUUGAGGAAACUGAGGAAAAAGUAUGCAGAGUUGUUGCAACAAUCUAUGACAUUGAUACAGAUUGGGGAUGGUAUUACUUUGGCUGUCUAGGUUGUAACAACAAGAAGGUUUUCCCCCACUCCAAAACAGUGAAAAAAAUAAAUGGCAAAGAGACUGUUACACACAUCUGGUGGUGUGAAGCAUGCAGAUCGAAAGUAACCUCUGUUUCACCAAGAUUCAAAAUCCAUUUACUGGUUAAGGAUGAUACUGGUGAAACCCAAUUCCUGUUAUUGGAUUCAAUUGCUACUGGAGUUGUUCCUGCGUCUGCUAAAACCCUACUAAACGGUUCUUGGGAUGAACUUGAAGAUGAUGAUCCAUUCCCCGAGGAAAUUACAAAUUUGGUUGGCCAGACAUUUAUGUUUGGAGUUUACAUUCAGAAAGACAAUGCUUCAGGGGGGUGCUAUAAAGUUGGAAAGGUAUGGAAAGACCUACGUAUGCUAAUGACCUCUGAAAUAUCAGAGAGCUAUUCUGCUCCAGCCCAAGCAAGCGAGGAGCCACUGUUGAUUGAAAAUCAAAGUGAUGAUAUUGUUUCUACUCCUUCUUCCAAGCGAAAAGAAGUCAAUAAGGAAGCACCCGAACUUCAUUCUACCUCUAAAAAGCAGUGCACUAAAGCGAUCAAAAGCGAGAAGAUAAGAAAGGAUAAAUCUGCAUCGAGUUAA